CGGCGGCCAUGUUGCGAUAGUCUGUUGUUUUCUUCCUGCGGAGGAGCCGGGCCGGAGUGCCCGAGAACGCCGGCCGCCUCCCCCCUGUUCCCGGUCCCGGCCCCCAGCCCCCCGUCCUCCGCCGCGCGUUCCCGGGCUCCGGCCGGCCGGCGGCCCACCGGCCGGCUUGGCGGGGCGACCCUGAAGGCCGGGCCCGCGAGCACCAUGGCGGCCGCCCUGGGAGCGGGCGGAGGAGCCGGCGCCGGAGAUGAUGACUUUGACCAGUUUGAUAAGCCUGGUGCAGAGCGAUCUUGGAGAAGAAGAGCUGCAGACGAGGACUGGGACAGUGAACUUGAAGAUGACUUACUUGGAGAAGAUUUGCUGUCUGGCAAAAAGAAUCAGUCGGAUUUGUCAGAUGAAGAGCUGAAUGAUGAUCUUUUACAGAGUGAUAAUGAGGAUGAAGAAAAUUUCAGUUCUCAGGGUGUCACAAUUAGUUUAAAUACCACAUCUGGCAUGGUCACAUCAUUUGAACUGUCUGACAACACUAAUGACCAAUCCGGAGAACAGGAAUCUGAGUAUGAACAAGGAGAGGAUGAACUUGUUUAUCACAAAUCCGACGGAUCUGAAUUGUAUGCUCACGAGUACCCAGAAGAAGGACAGUAUGAAGGCCACGAUGCUGAGCUGACAGAGGACCACAUGGAGUAUGUGGAGGAGCCCGAGGAGGAGCAGCUGUACAAUGAUGAAGUGUUAGACAUCGAGAUCAAUGAGCCUUUAGAUGAGUUCACAGAUGAAGAAUACUUGCAGGCUUGUGGGCAACAAGGGCUGCAAGAGCAGGAAGACUGUGUUGCUGAAGAUGAAUUAGAUGAGAUUACUGACCCCCAGGUUGCUCCUGAAACUGAAGAGGGAGGUAUGGAAACUUUGGAACUACAGAAGGACAUAAAAGAAGAAUCAGAUGAAGAAGAUGAUGAUGAUGAAGAAUCUGGACGAUUACGUUUCAAAACUGAAAGGAAAGAAGGAACAAUUAUUAGGCUCUCAGAUGUAACUAGAGAGAGAAGGAACAUUCCAGAAACUUUGGAGCUUUCAGCGGAAGCCAAAGCUGCAUUGCUUGAAUUUGAAGAAAGAGAGCGACAGCAUAAGCAGGGGCGCUAUGGUUCGAGGCGGGGAGGAAGGAGAGGAGGCUCUGUGGUGUGUCGUGGAAUGGGAGACCAGAGGAGAGAGAACAGCGAGCGAGUGAGAAUAAAAGAUCACAGACCUGCCCUGCUCCCGACGCAGCCUCCUGGCAUGACGCACUCUCCAAGACUGAUGCCCCCUCCGCAGCCUCAGCCGCCGCCGCCGCCGCCGCCUCCGCCCGCGCAGCAGCAGCCCAUCCGAAGUCUGUUCCAGCAGCAGCAGCUGCAGCCCCUGCUCCCCCUGCAGCACCCGCACCACGCCUCGCCGCCCCCGGGGGUGCACGUGCCGCCCCAGAUGGAGGCCCCGAGGGGGAUGCUGACCCCGCCCCCCGUGACCCCGCAGCAGCCUAAGAACAUACACAUCAACCCCCACUUCAAAGGGGCGGUGGUGACGCCCGUCCAAGUGCCCUUGCUGCCAGUCCCGAGCCAGCCGAGACCUGCUGUGGGGCCUCAGAGAUUCCCAGGCCCUCCAGAGUUCCCGCAGCACGCACCUGGGCCUGUACCCAGCAAUUUCAGCCAGCCCCCACGACUUCCCCUCCAGGACCAGUGGAGGGCCCCGCCCCCGCCACAGGAGCGAGACCCUUUCUUCUUAGGAGUUUCAGGUGAACCAAGGUUCCCGAGUCAUCUUUUUCUGGAACAGCGAAGCCCCCCUCCGCCGCCACCGCCCCCCACGCUUCUUAGCAGCACUCACCCGGUGCCCACCCCUAGUCCCUUACCGUUCACUCAGCCUGGACCAGCAUUUAAUCAGCAGGGACAGCAGCCCGUGUUCCCCAGAGAGAGGCCCGUCAGGCCGACUCUCCAGCCACCAGGUCCAGUGGGGAUCCUUCACUUUAGCCAGCCAGGCUCAGCGGCCACGCGGCCUUUCAUCCCUCCUCGGCAGCCCUUCCUGCCUGGCCCGGGACAGCCAUUUCUGCCCACCCACGCACAGCCUAACCUGCAGGGGCCUCUGCACCCCCCUCUGCCCCCUCCGCACCAGCCGCAGCCCCAGCCCCAGCAGCAGCCCCCGCUCCAGCCGCAGCACCAGCCUCCGCUGCAGCCGCCCCCGCAGCACCAGCCGCCCCCACAGCCACCUCACCAGCCGCAGCACCAGCACCACCACCACCUCUCCGUCCCGCCUCCGCCGCUCAUGCCCAUGUCGCAGCCCCAGUUUAGGCCUCACGUCCAGACGGCCCAGCCUCCGCCCAGCAGCGGCCGGAUGCAGUGCCCCCAGCGCCAGGGGCUGCGGCAUAAUACAACUCAGAAUGUAAGCAAACGGCCAAUGCAGCAGAUGCAGCCAACCGCUCCGAGAAACAGUAAUCUGCGCGAGUUGCCCAUAGCACCGUCGCACGUGAUGGAAAUGAGUAGCAGCCGCUGCUCUUCCACACCUGCAGCUCCUGGGAAGCCGAUCGCCAGCACGUCCCCGCCCGCGAGGCCGGGGGCUGGGCCCAGGAGCUCACAGGGCAAGACUGAAGCCCGAGUCAAGCCAGUCAGCCCUGUGGUUCAGCCCAAAGAGGAGGCAAAAACAGAACCAGAGUUUCCUGACGAAGACGAGGAAACAAGGCUGUAUCGCUUGAAGAUCGAAGAACAGAAGCGCCUCCGAGAAGAGAUCCUCAAGCAGAAGGAGCUGCGCCGGCAGCAGCAGGCGGGCGCGCGGAAGAAGGAGCUGCUCGAGCGGCUGGCCCAGCAGCAGCUCCACCUGCCCCCGGCCUCGGCAGAGCCGGAGCAGCCGGCGGCCUCCCCGUCGCCCACCAAUGGAAACCCACUGUUACCCUUCCCAGGUGCACAGGUCAGACAAAACGUGAAAAACAGACUUCUCGUGAAAAACCAAGAUGUCACUCUUUCCAAUGUUCCGCCCAAAACAUCAAAUUUUGUGCCAUCUGGUGCUAACAUGCAGUAUCAAGGACAACUGAUGAAACCGUUGAAACCUUUGAGACAGGCCAGAACCGUACCUCAGAGUCCAGCUCAGCACAAAGUCCUGCAGGUAAAACCUGCGGACGGGGAGGGGCCGCCACCCCCCUCACAGACCGCUCGAGUGGCGUCCCUCCAGGGCCGGCCCCCGGACGCCAAGCCCGGCGCGAAAAGGACUGUCAUGCACCGGGCAAACAGCGGUGGCGGAGAUGGGCCGCACGUCAGCUCCAAGGUCAGGGUGAUUAAGUUGUCAGGCGGGCAGGGAGGAGAGAGCGACGGCUUUUUUCAUCCUGAGGGCCAGCCCCAGCGGCUCCCGCAGCCCCCAGAAGUGAGGCAGCAGCCCGCCCGCAAGGUGACGCUGACCAAGGGGGCCCUUCAGCAGCCCCAGCACGCACCGGUGGCGUCCCACGUGCACUCGGCCGGCCCUCCGGGCAUCAAGAGCAUCCAGGGAGUCCAUCUGGCCAAGAAGGUCCUCAUGCACGGGAGAGGCCGAGGUGUGGCAGGAGCGAUGGGCCGGGGACGCCUGAUGCCAAACAAGCAGAACCUCCGAGUGGUGGAGUGUAAGCCUCAGCCCUGUGUCGUGUCUGUUGAAGGCCUUUCUUCGUCCACCACUGAUGUCCAGCUGAAGAACCUACUGAUGUCAGUGGGCCCCAUUCAGAGUUUACAGAUGCUUCCCCAGCAACGGAAAGCCAUAGCUAAGUUCAAGGAACCAGCUCAUGCGUUAGCAUUUCAACAGAAAUUCCACAGGCACAUGAUAGAUUUGUCCCACAUAAAUGUGGCCCUGAUUGUUGAGUGAUUUCUAGCAGGAGACGCUGACCUGACGCUGCACGCACUGUGGGAUUUCUUCGAGGGAGCUGCAGCAUAGGAUCCCCACAAGCGUAGGCCUCUCCGUCCGCAGUCUUGCGUAACUGCUGUGUGGAGCGCCGCACGGCCCAGUGUUGAUUCCAGCAGAGCUGGACUUGGGGACACGGCGGACUGGGGUUUGCUGUUAGACUGCUUCACGUUCUGUUGUCACCACAGAGAACUACAGUUUUCGUUUUCUUUUGUUUUCAAAGUGCUCACAAUGCAUGUAGACAUCGUUCUUCGUGAUCGUACUGUGUGAUCGAUCACAGUGACUUAGAUUCAGGAAGGAACAUUAACGUCACAAAUUCUAAGUAGUUUUUCACAACAAAGAAUACUUGAUAAUGGUUGCACUUAUCUUCAGUGCAGGCUAGACAAUUGUUUUCCCAGCCAAGCGUAACUUGCGCUGUCUUCUCAGAAAGCCCUCAAAAGGCUCUUGGAAAAACGUAGAUGAAAAUGUGGGUGAUUAUGAUUGACAGUUGCAUACCCUGGAAAGCAGGGUAUGAGGGUGGUUGGGAGCGGUGCCAGUGUGGCAGAUUCUGCUUCUUGUGAAUACUCCAAAAGCACCGACUGUGUGCCCCCAGCUCCAGACGGGACCCCCACCCCUUUGCACCCUUCCCGAAUCAGGCAGCAGUACUGGCAGGCCCGCCCCGCCUCCCCGGCCCUAGAGAAGGUGCCCGGAGCGCUGCCACCUUGCAGCCCUUCCGGAGUCCCCUGCCGGGCGGGCGACACCACAUAUCUGCCGCGCGAGGUGGAGGGACGGC
This is a messenger RNA of Neomonachus schauinslandi (Hawaiian monk seal), 4639 nucleotides long. RefSeq names its product RNA binding motif protein 33 (gene RBM33). The record is from RefSeq and is a predicted model, not a curated record. The coding region runs from base 205 to 3831 and encodes 1208 amino acids. NCBI's taxonomy places the organism in Eukaryota, Metazoa, Chordata, Mammalia, Carnivora, Phocidae. Gene Ontology annotation, molecular function: RNA binding. The transcript has 19 exons.